CAGUCUCCCGUGAUUCUGCUGCAACAGCAGCACCCUGCAGCAACUGCCUAACAGUACUCCGCUAUAAACCUUAGCGGUCAGAAGUACUCUCAUUGCAACGAAUGCACGUACCACUGAAUAAUGCAAGUGAAACAAUAGCAUGAGAGCAGCAGAAUCCACAAAUUCUCAACAAUAACAAUGGGCGAUAAGGAACAUCACGUGCACUUCAGCGGUGGCAGUGGCCUCACGUUUAACAAUAUUAUGAUACAACCACAGCGUCAUGGAUUUUUAGACGCCCAUCUGGGGUUUCUUCAACUCCAUCACAGAUACCAUAUGGAGUUUUCAAUACCCUGGAAUACGUGUAUUCACAAUGAGAGCAAAACAAAGCCAGCGGCAGUUGUCGAGGACACUGGAAAUCCUAACUGCAAAAUCAUUGAUUUUGCAGCGGAAAAAGAUGACCUAAAAUUGAAGGUGGAAUUAUUGGCCUACCAAGAGUUCUUGAAAGAAGCUAUUCGAGUGAAAUGCUGUGAAUCUGGAGCACCAUUGACUGUCACUCUGAAAGCAAGAGUUUUGGGGAAAGAUAAAGGAACGCCAGUCCUCAAGAACGGUGUUCGCAGUAUUGCCAUUGAGGCGGAUGACGACGAUGAUAUUUCUGAGUGAAUUUUAACGUGCAAACUCAUCAAAAGUGAUUCCAUUGGAAAUAGACUGUGUCUAUGAACAAAGUAGAGCGAGAGAGUCCAGGGGCCUUCAUACAAAUGCAUUUUACCUUAUCUUCGAGACUUUAUUCGGAUGCAUUCAGUGAGUGGAACACUUUCACGAUGUAAUCGCACCUGAGAUAUGAGUCUCGAUAACUUCCCGCGAUGUGAUCACCCACCAUUCUUAUCAACAUCAAUUUUAUAAUUGAAAAAACAGUCAUGCAAAAUUUUUUUCUUCGUCCAUUGAACAAUUAUUUUUGUAACAACAACUGUGUACGUCCACACGAAAAGGGCCCAUUUUGUCGCAUCUAGUUUACGAGAUAUUCACGGUUCUAUCUCCGCAAUUCCCAUUUCAACAAAUGUUAAAUUAUUUCUUUGAACUUUUCUAGCGAAGUCAUUUUCAACGCUAUCGACAUAAUUUUGAGUGUGAAUUGUGCGGAAUGAUAUCAAUAUUCUCGGAGUACAUAACUCCGUAUCGACAAAGUAGACCCUUUUCAUGUGGGCAUUUCGAAAUUAUGGUCUAAUUUAUUACUCACCACUGAAAACAUGACUAUUUAUAGCAAAGAAUAAAGAAUGAUCAAAAUGAA
Messenger RNA from Diachasma alloeum, 1261 nucleotides. RefSeq lists its product as uncharacterized. The record is from RefSeq and is a predicted model, not a curated record. The transcript has 5 exons. NCBI's taxonomy places the organism in Eukaryota, Metazoa, Arthropoda, Insecta, Hymenoptera, Braconidae. The coding region runs from base 178 to 639 and encodes 153 amino acids.